ACUUCCUUGUUACAGGGGCAUGAACCGGUGUUGAAUGGUACAUUGAGAUCUGAGAUCAGAACCGAAAGUGCUACUUGGAUUCUGGAAGAUAAAAAAACUGUUGUAAUCAACUUCGAGAAGAUGAAUGGAAUGGAAUGGUGGAAUAAACUGGUACAGACUGAUCCAGAGAUAAACACAAAAAAAGUUCAGCCUGAGAACUCAAAACUUUCCGACCUGGAUGGUGAGACUAGACAAAUGGUUGAAAAGAUGAUGUACGACCAACGUCAAAAAGAAUUGGGUUUGCCCACUUCUGAGGAGAAGAAGAAACAGGAUGUCUUGAAGAAGUUUAUGGAACAACAUCCUGAAAUGGAUUUUUCACAAGCGAAGUUCUCGUGA
Messenger RNA from Anisakis simplex (herring worm), 375 nucleotides. NCBI's taxonomy places the organism in Eukaryota, Metazoa, Nematoda, Chromadorea, Rhabditida, Anisakidae. The record is from the annotation of a GenBank genome assembly.